GAAAGAACGACGCCUUCGAUCUUUCCCCUUAUUAUGCGGCUUAACAGACCGUCAGGGUAAUCUCCGAACUCCAAAGUCCGUCGCCCAUCGAAUUGCCCAGGAAUGCAACGUCUCGUCAACUGUUAGACAUGCGCAACAGAGCAUCACUCCGACGGCGACACCGAGAUUUGGACCACCUUACGCUCGCCCUUAACUCCUCUGUCGUGUCAUGACAAGCUACCUGUAUCCAGCCCGCUUCCUGUGUCUGCAGUGCCGGUCUUCCUUACGUCCUUCUUUCGCCGCUCCGUCUCGCGCCUCAACAAUUCCUCGUGUCGGUUGGAGGCUACAAUGGAACAAUCAAUACUCCGUUGGCGUCAAGCGCCCGGUUAAAGGCCGCGUCUUUAAUUCUGGGAUUUUGAAAGCAAUUGGUCGUCUCAGAGCUCCAAAAUGGCCCAUUCCGCAGUCACAAGGGAGAAGGGCGAUGCGCUUCAAAAAGAUGCUUUACGAAUACCUUUCGCUGAUCUCGCGGGAUGCAGCGAUGCAUCCGACACGUUCGACCCCUGAGGCUCCCUCUUUAAUGACUAGAUAUUCAUUCACGAGGACUGUCGAAUUGGCUCACCACCUCAAUACUGCGCGGACCGAACUGAAACGGGACCUUUUAGCGCAUCUUGGGUUCAAAGCGAAGAAGUGGUCGACCGUGUAUGAGGCACUCAGCAGAUUAGCGGAUGCGGCGGAGGCAGUUAAGGGAGCUUCUCAUCAUAACUAUGGAGCUAUAGAAAACCGGGCGUCAAGUUCUGGAGUUUCCCUUGACCAGCUCACUGAUAGCGAUAUCUCACCACCCACCCGGACGUCGCAAGCCCCGAAAAUCAUUGGACUUGACCGUUUGGAUGCGAUUACGUACCGCCCAUUCGAUCGGGAUUACUAUAUGCUGCUUAUGGGUCAAAUCUGGACAAGUUUAGGCUCAAUAAUCCUUCAUUCUGCGGACGCCUCCCCGGCCGAAUCCAAGUUGGCUAUGUCCAUUGUGUAUCGCAUCCUUGCGCGGCUUCACCAUUCCGGCCUUGUCUCUGAGCGCGUCUACAUGUACGCUACUCCGGAGAUCCAUCAGGCCUCAUUUCGCCCGCCAGGGAUCCAUCUACUUUCUUCAUAUAUCAUGGAUGUCCUCUCGGAUGCUGCCUGGCUGGUACAUGAAGCCGAGGUUGCGGCGGAAGCUGCGGCUGCCGGAAAAGAAGCACCCUUUCUCCCAGCCAAGAUCGGUAUCAAGGAACUCGGGCACGAGAUCUGGUUUGAGUUCGUACUUUGGUGCUGCGUUGAGCAUGGCCAUAUCAACGAAGGAGUUUGGCUAAUUAACCAAUCGAUCCGAAAAGACUGGAACUUUCAGAGCUGGGUACCUCUUCUCCGCGACGAAAAAUUACUGCGAAACACCAGGAUAGACCGAGAUAUCACAACGUGGCCUUCGCCCGGCCCGGCAGUUAUCAAACCCGAACCGCCCAACCAGACUGGGGUCCCUUCGCCUUUUCACGGAUUGGGCAGACGGAUCAUCAGUACCGAAGUUGUCGCAGCAUUGAUGGAUAAUCUACCCAACUCAGUUCAUAUGGGAAUGGGUAGCGGAGGCACUCCUGCAAAUGAACUCCUCCACGACGUCAGUAGUCUCAAAUUUGCCAUCUUGUCCCCUACGACGUCCGAUUCCAAGUUUCUACCGACAACUAAACGAGCUAACUGGUUCAUUACCCGUAUAAUGGAAUCUGGCGGGCUAGCCCCGGAGGCUGAUCCUCAGCUGUUUGAUGGUUUUCUCAAAUUAACUCCUCACGUUGUCCCUCCGUGGAAUAACGAUAUGUGCCCUGUGGAGGAAAACUUACUUGCGAAACUUCAUCCAUCACAGCUUUACGACGAAACAACGGCCCUUACCGGUUUAAUGGCAUAUAACCUAAAUUAUCACUCUUCACAAGGGUUUUGUGGAAGUGCCCUGCGCUUGUUUGCCAUUUUGCAGGAUGUGAUGGACACAUGCAAGAUGCAGCGUGUGGAUGAAUUCUUCUUGUCGCAGGUGGAAAACGCUGGUGCAGCCCUACCUUUGCAAGAACUCGACAGCUUUACAUCCCCCGGGCCUCUCAGCUCGUCAAACCCACAACUCUCUCUCGUCACGAUUGCUCAUCUAUUUGAUUUAAUCACUACAUCUCGAGCGUUUGCAUUCGGCGAAUGGUUACUAUUGUCAAAUGAUGUUGACGGGCCUACGGUACCCAUAAGCGCAUACGGGGAUCAGGCCCUGGCGCCUUCACUCUUACGGUUCGCUGCCGCUACCAAGAAUAAUCCUAUCGGCGAAGCGGUCAUACGAGAACUCGCCGAGCCUGUCUCUGUCAACACGCUUCGUGCACUUCUAAAUUAUCGCAUUACAAUGCAUCAUUGGCACGAUGCCAUCCCGUUAUUAAAGUACAUGCGCGACCAUCGACUCAAAUCUUGGUCACAUAACAACAUCGCCUCCAUAGUUGCAGAGAUUAUCCGCCUUGAUCACUCUUUGUCCCUGCAGCAAUCAUCUGAUCUGACACGUACGACCGCCGUUGACCUCGAAACAGACCUUGCAGAAGCAAAGAAAAUCCUCUACCGCAUCUUAUUCGGCGAGUUCGACGAAAUCCCUUGGCGCACACGAAGCGACUCUCGUUUCCAAGCGAAUACCUUUAUCAGCUUCACGCGCCUCUUUCACCACUUAUCCUCUCCUUCUCUACACGAAAUCCUUGACACUGUUGUCGAACCUGAGCACGCCCCUAUGUACCGCCUUCCUUACAUCCCUUCUACAGCCUUUAACGUCAUUCUUUCCGCAGUCGCCGAAACCAAGGGAUCUCUAGCUGCUCGCAGCAUCUAUGAGCGCUUCUGCGUGAGCUACACCUCACCGGAAAUCAAUCGCACGGUACAGGGCGGCAUUACUCGCUUCUACACAAAGGCUACACGAGAUUACCAAAAAGGCGACCCAAAUUUCGACGCCAAGUAUGCCCGGCAUCUCCAGGAGAAAUUGGUGUAUCCGAACGCGAACACAGUGCGAAUUCUCGCCCAGGCUGCUAUUCGGGAUUACGACGCUGCUGUAUCUGAGAUGAAAUCAGAGUCAACCCCGGAGGCCACAACAGCUCACCCAUCGAAUGAUCAGAAUGGUCAUUUCCCACCCACCCCUAUCGCAAAAGAAAACCAUUCCAUUUCAAUCCAAACACCAUCGCCAUCGUCAUCGCCAGCCCCAGAGCCAACCUUUGUCGCCGAAGAACGAAAAAUGUACGCGGAAAGGACACUCAUCUUCUGCGCAAAACGCUUCAGGGCCUUCAAUAUGAACGGAGCCGAAAUAGCCCACGAGAUCGGCCAAAAGAUCUACGCACGCUAUCGAAAGUCGAAGAAGGAGAGACGGGAGCGGCGUCGAAAACUAAGGGCCGAGUCAAGAGGGAACAUCUCGUUGAAGAAGGGGGUAGCGACACGGGUUUCGAACUGGGUGCCGAGAACGAAGAGCGAGAUAGCAAAGAUGCGGGUUGCCAGCGGGGAGAGAAGGGAAAGCCAGAGAGUUAAGAGGGAGAAGAUGAAGGGGUCGCGGAAUCCCCGAACAAGAAAGGAGCUGAAGAGAUCCCAACAAGCAGAGAGAGGGAGAAGAGUAUGGCGUGCCAAGGAAAGACAGAGGAGAAGGAAGGAAAUGGAAGUGAAGAGAGGCGGGGAGCCCCUAACAAAAGCCGAGAUGAGAAGGUUCCGGCGGGCUAAAGGGAGAGAGAGGAGGGAGAAGAGAGAGGAGAACGAGAGAGAGAAAGAGAUGGCAAAACAAGUUGCCCGUCAAGCACUGGCGCAAUCGAUCAUUUCUGCUCAGCGUCAUCACUAAAACGAACUCUCAAGAUCAACAGAAAGUGUGAUCACGAACCAAAACAAGGUCCGGGGAAAGGACACCCCAUUCGGCUCUUAGUCUUCUAAGGAAGACUUGUACUUUACGAUAUAUAUACCCUGCAUUGUAUCAUAGAUGAAGAAAUAGAAUAGAAUAAUAUUGUAUAUAAUAUGUCCAGCAAAGUGCAAUACAAGCCAGGCACUUACUAAAAGCACUAAUAGUCUAAAGGCAAAAAGAAGAACAUAACAAGACGCAAGGAAUCACCUUGACCUCGCCGGCCAGCGGUUUGAUAUGACAUGUAAUAUAUGAGAACACCACCCAAAAGACCUUUCU
This is a messenger RNA of Aspergillus versicolor CBS 583.65, 4150 nucleotides long. RefSeq lists its product as uncharacterized. The record is from RefSeq and is a predicted model, not a curated record. Lineage: Eukaryota; Fungi; Ascomycota; Eurotiomycetes; Eurotiales; Aspergillaceae. The transcript has a single exon. Bases 209 to 3817 code for a protein of 1202 amino acids.